Molecule: messenger RNA, 1463 nt
Organism: Entelurus aequoreus (snake pipefish)
Lineage: Eukaryota; Metazoa; Chordata; Actinopteri; Syngnathiformes; Syngnathidae
Gene: pde6hb
Product: phosphodiesterase 6H, cGMP-specific, cone, gamma, paralog b
Exons: 3
Coding region: 160-420 (86 amino acids)
Biological process (GO): positive regulation of epidermal growth factor receptor signaling pathway; positive regulation of G protein-coupled receptor signaling pathway; visual perception
Cellular component (GO): photoreceptor outer segment membrane
Molecular function (GO): 3',5'-cyclic-nucleotide phosphodiesterase activity; cGMP binding
Source: RefSeq, a predicted model, not a curated record
GUAGUCUCCUUGGCAGCAGGUGGCACGAGGGGGCGGAGCCUCGGACUGACCUUCUCCUGGGACUGGAAAGAGGAUCAGAGAGGAGGAUAUAAGAGCAGGAGACACACAACCAGCGUGAAGAAGGAGGAGGACGUGGUGAGAUACCUGGCACAGAUCAAAAUGAACGCCGGCCCCCCAGCAUCGAGCGCCCUGGCCCCUGGUGCAACCCAGGGCCCCACCACGCCCAAGAAGGGCCCGCCCAAGUUCAAGCAGAGGCAGACCCGCACGUUCAAGAGCAAGGCCCCCAAACCGGGCCAGAAGGGCUUUGGUGACGACAUCCCGGGCAUGGAGGGUCUGGGCACCGACAUCACGGUGGUCUGCCCCUGGGAGGCCUUCGGAGACAUGGAGCUCAGCGACCUGGCCAAAUACGGCAUCAUCUAACCCCCCUCUCGUCAUCUACCUCCUGCCAUUACCACUCAUACGUACUGUUGAUGAGAAACCUUCAUGUCGUCCAUCUCUCCUCAAAAGUCUCUUUAAAUGUGUAAAUAUCUUUUUUACCUCCCUUCUUUUUACUACCAAGUUGGCAACAUCACUUGGACUCCAUCACAGAGUGGAGGAACCACCUUCUCCACCCACUUCCUGUCUUAGAGACCACCCGUGUGUGUGUGUGUGUGUGUGUGUGUGUGCGUGCGUGCGUGUUGCCAGCCCAAACCCAACACAAUGUACUGUCACAAUUAAACGGGUUUAUUUUCACAACUGCGCUGGUCUUUCUUGCGGGGUGAACACACCAGAACCCUGCGCUCGUCCCUGUUGGCGUGAGCCCGGGAUGCAGGGUAUAGGCAAGGUGCACGCAGGAGUUGAGUUUGGAACAUGCAUGAUGCAUCACAUAUUCACAGUUUUCUCUAUUCAACAUGUUCGAAAAGGAGGAGGAAGAAGCAGAGCUUAUUUAAUCCUAUCCCUUUUCCUUUACAUGGCAGUUGCUAACACUUUUGUGGAUUACAUAUUUUAUAUAGCGCUUUUCUCUAGUGACUCAAAGCGCUUUUACAUAGUGAAAGCCAAUAUCUAAGUGACAUUUAAGGCAGUGUGGGUGGCACUGGGAGCAGGUGGGUAAAGUGUCUUGCCCAAGGACACAACAGCAGUGACUAGGAUGGCGGAAGCGGGGAUCGAACCUGGAACCCUCACGUUGCUGGCACGGCCACUCUACCAACCGAGCUAUACCGCCCUUUUGUUCACUUUCUGUUCUCAAUUUAUUCACAAUAUACUCCAUAAGUAAUAACAUUAAAAAUAAAUAAUAAGUUGUAUUACAUAUUGUGAGAGAAAUAAGAUUAUCAAUAAAUUCAGAAUGUUUAUCAUGGUUCUUAUUUUUGUACUUUGUAAACACUUCCAGUUGGAAGACUUUCUUGAAGUGGAUUAUAUUAGUACAUUGUAGUCUUGUCCCCAUACCGCUACCAAAAUGUAUUUCGAUACCUUUCAAUACUUUUCUA